GUGAUCUGACGGUCAUGUGACAGCCAGAGGGUUUCCUCGUGACAAGCGAAAUUCGCUGCCUCCUAAUUUGCUUUUUAAACAAGAAGGCAUUUUGAUCCUUUUCACUUUCACCCAUAUCGGCAGAGGCUGAAGGUAUAAUUAUCAGUGAACAUGAAAUCCCUGAUCCUGAGCUGUCUACUCGUGGCCAUGGCCUCUGCGCACAGUGUCAAGUAUUACCCCUCUUUUGAGCCUCUCUCAGAUGAGCUGAUCCAGUAUAUCAACACAAAACCUAGUGCUACAUGGAAGGCUGGCCGUAGCUUUGAGGGAUGGACUGUCUCAGGGGUUAAGAGGCUGUGUGGUGCCUUGGAGGACCCCUUUUGGCACAAAUUGCCUGUCAAGGUCCACCCCACUUUGAUGGACAUCCCUGACACGUUUGACGCUCGCAAGCAGUGGCCGAACUGCCCAACUAUUAAAGAAGUCAGGGAUCAAGGGUCAUGCGGAUCUUGCUGGGCUUUUGGGGCCGUGGAGUCUAUGAGUGACAGAAUUUGCAUAAAAUCUGGUAAUGCAGAAAACUUUCACAUUUCUGCUGAGGAUCUUCUGUCUUGUUGUCACGCCUGCGGGUUUGGGUGCAAUGGUGGCUUCCUCAGUGCUGCCUGGGAAUACUUCGAGAAGGAUGGUUUGGUGACAGGAGGACAGUAUGACUCACACCAGGGUUGUCGUCCAUACACCAUCAAAGCCUGCGAUCAUCAUGUGAUAGGUCACUUGGCACCUUGCUCCAAGGGAGAGCAACCCACGCCCAGGUGUGAGAAGAAAUGCGAGUCUAGUUAUAACAAUACCUACAACAGCGACAAGCACUAUGGUACAUCUGCAUACUCCAUCAAGAGAGAAGUUACCCAGAUUCAAACAGAGAUUAUGACAAAUGGACCCGUGGAGGCUGCCUUCACCGUCUAUGCCGACUUCCCCAACUACAAGAGUGGUGUCUAUAAACAUGAGUCUGGGGCAGCCCUUGGGGGUCAUGCUAUCAAGAUCCUCGGCUGGGGCACCGAGAAUAACACCCCAUACUGGCUGGUCGCUAACUCCUGGAACUCAGACUGGGGCGAUAACGGUUUCUUCAAAAUCCUUCGCGGACAAGACGAGUGUGGAAUCGAGUCCCAGGUGACUGCUGGAGAGCCUCGCGUUUAAAGAAAAAUACUCUUAACAGAUUAUGUAAAUUAAGCAGUAUGUCGAUUUUUAUGCUCAAAAUCAAUUUUGAUGAAGUGCUUCUUUGUAAACAAAUUUUAUUAUAUUUCCAUGCAUUGGUACCAUCCAAUAUAUGUUUAAAAGUUUCUUUUGUGGGGGCAUCUGGUUUUCUCUUUUUAGCCAGGAUAGAUUGUAAGUUGUACCUGGAAUACUUAUUUUUCUCUUUUCUCACAUGGCCAGUCCAUCUAACAAAUAACAAGUAAAUACCACUACUCUUCAGAAAAAAAAAAAAGAAAAAGAAAGAAAUGUAAUAUUUUUGCUGUUAGCACUCUUACAUCUACCCUAAAAAUUCGAAGAAGUUGGUGCAAACACAUAGAUGUUUAUGUUUACAUGUAGCUUGGUGAAGUGUCCUUAUUUUGUGGUCUUGUUAGUUUUAGUCAAAGGUCAUCAAGAAAAUAUAUUUCAGUGUCAUGUAUACAUGUGUGUACUUAAAUGAUUGUCUCUACUGGUGACAUAUUUACACAUUCCAAAUUCUACAUAUUUACAGUUUAUACAUAGUAUUUAAUAUUACAACCUGCUUACCUUGUACAGUGCAUCUUCUACAGUUCUGAGAGUGAAUACUUUUUCUUGUGCCACACAAUAAAAAAUGACAAAAUUUU
This is a messenger RNA of Liolophura sinensis, 1817 nucleotides long. Its product is annotated as cathepsin B-like. Bases 151 to 1161 code for a protein of 336 amino acids. The record is from RefSeq and is a predicted model, not a curated record. The transcript is spliced from 9 exons. Lineage: Eukaryota; Metazoa; Mollusca; Polyplacophora; Chitonida; Chitonidae. Gene Ontology annotation, molecular function: cysteine-type endopeptidase activity. Gene Ontology annotation, biological process: regulation of catalytic activity; proteolysis.